This is a messenger RNA of Neltuma alba, 1799 nucleotides long. RefSeq names its product serine/threonine-protein kinase SRK2A. The transcript has 9 exons. Gene Ontology annotation, biological process: protein phosphorylation. NCBI's taxonomy places the organism in Eukaryota, Viridiplantae, Streptophyta, Magnoliopsida, Fabales, Fabaceae. Gene Ontology annotation, molecular function: ATP binding; protein serine/threonine kinase activity. The record is from RefSeq and is a predicted model, not a curated record. Bases 456 to 1529 code for a protein of 357 amino acids.
GUGCUUUUCUAGUUUUCUCUUCCCUGCACGCAGGCGCAGCCUCUCUCUCUUUAUCUCUCUCUGCACUCCCAAAGCGUUAAAGCAAACUUCUGUUCCUUCUUAUUAUUUAUUAUGUAUAAAAUCUAAUUAUGAUAUAUUCCGCUGUUGAUUUUCUGCUCGAUUCUUUUCUUCCCUUCAAAACUCUCCCAAAUCCCACUACCACCCUUCCAUAAAACCACAACCUUCUUGGCUAAUUUCGAAUAUCCAUUUGAGUCUCUCUAUCUAAUAUAUGUCUCUGUCCCUCUCGUUUUCUGGUUAUGUUUUGGUGCUUGGAAGCUGGGAUUUUUAGUUUGGUUUAUUGGGUUUGAUUGAUCUUUGCUGGCAAGUGGUAAGGCACGACGGAAGCGGGGAUAUCGUGGAUUUGACGGUGCCAUAUUCAGCGCGUUGAUUCGGCUGAAAGGAAGAAGAAGAAAGGGAUGGAGAAGUACGAGCUGGUGAAGGAUAUAGGAUCUGGGAAUUUCGGGGUGGCCAGGCUUAUGCGCAACAAAGAGACCAAGGAGCUCGUUGCCAUGAAGUACAUUGAACGAGGUCUCAAGAUCGAUGCAAAUGUGGCCAGGGAAAUUAUAAACCAUAGAUCUCUUCGCCAUCCGAACAUUAUUCGGUUCAAGGAGGUGGUACUGACUCCCACACAUCUCGCAAUAGUCAUGGAGUAUGCUGCAGGUGGGGAGCUCUUUGAGCGAAUAUGCAAUGCUGGAAGAUUCAGUGAAGAUGAGGCUAGGUACUUCUUCCAGCAGCUCAUCUCAGGAGUUAACUACUGUCAUUCCAUGCAAAUUUGCCAUCGAGACUUAAAGCUAGAGAACACCUUAUUGGAUGGCAGCCCAGCUCCGCGUCUGAAAAUUUGUGAUUUUGGCUACUCUAAGUCAUCUCUGCUUCAUUCGAGACCUAAAUCAACUGUUGGAACUCCAGCCUACAUUGCACCAGAGGUUCUUUCACGUAGAGAAUAUGAUGGAAAGUUGGCAGAUGUAUGGUCCUGUGGAGUAACUCUUUAUGUAAUGCUGGUGGGAGCUUACCCGUUUGAAGACCAAGAGGAUCCGAGAAACUUCAGGAAAACCAUAAAUCGAAUUAUGUCAGUUCAAUACAAGAUCCCGGACUAUGUUCACAUCUCUCAAGACUGUAGGCACCUGCUAUCUCGCAUUUUUGUGGCGAAUCCAGCAAGGAGAAUUACCAUCAAGGAGAUCAAGUCCCACCCAUGGUUUCUAAAGAACUUGCCCAGGGAACUGACAGAAGUGGCUCAAGCUGUUUACUACAGGAAAGGAAACCCAACCUUUUCACUUCAGAGUGUAGAUGACAUCAUGAAAAUCGUUGAGGAGGCUAAAACUCCUGCCCAAGUUUCGAGGUCAGUAGGUGGAUUUGGCUGGGGAGGAGAGGAAGAGGAAGAGGAGGAAGAAGAAACAAAAGAUAGGGUUGCUGUCGAGGAGGUGGAGGAAGAAGAUGAAUAUGAAAAGAGAGUCAAGGAGGCACAGGCUAGUGGUGAAUUUAAUGUCAGUUAAAAGUUUGUUGAAUGGAUUUUGGCUUCCUUUGUUCUUGAAAAACUUAAAAGAUGAGUGUUUGUCUUGUGUGUAUAAAAAUUGGGUGUUUUACAUUGGACGUGAAUGCUGUAUAUUUUAUAGACAUUGUGAAUUUCUAGAGUAUUGUAGGUGUUAGGCUGUCUUGUGAGCUUGAAAGCAGCAAGAUCUUAAAAUUUAUAUCAUCUGUCUUUUUCUGUUAAGAUUUGCGAUAUCUGAUUUUAUAGAAUUAUGUUAGUCUUGAUUUUAGGGUUC